Molecule: messenger RNA, 1170 nt
Organism: Oikopleura dioica
Lineage: Eukaryota; Metazoa; Chordata; Appendicularia; Copelata; Oikopleuridae
Source: the annotation of a GenBank genome assembly
AUGAGCGCGCAAGACCAAGACAAGCCCGUCCGCUACUUCAUGGGAAUGAAGAAGGAAGGCGGUGUCCCAAUCGCUCCAUGGGGUGGUUCCACUUUCGAGGAGCACUGCAAGGACGCCAAGAAGUGCACGGAGUACGACGAUGUCUUUCUCCCAGUUGGCAGCGAUUGCCGAACCAAGCCAAUCAAGCCCGAGUCUGACGCCAACGAGUGGCUCACCGGCAACGGUAACGCUGACAGCAGCGACCUCACCACCUCGAAUCGGGAGACCUUCCAGGCUCACCCCCGGCAGCAGCCCGUCGCCAUCCGUCGACGACAGGAUCACACUUCGACCUUCAUCGACAAGAGUAAGCAGAUGAACCACUGCUCGACCUACUCCCACUGCUUCUGGGAGAAGAGCGACACCCGGCCACCACAGCCAUGCCGACCCGGCACUCCCGAGAAGUUCAUGGAAAUGGGCGAGAGCGACAUGGCCACUCAGUCCGUCAACUGUGAGACCUACCGGGCUUACAACGCUGAGGAAGUCAAGAACUCCAAGCGAGCCCCCAUCUGCAUUGAGCCAGAGUAUGGUUCGAUCGUGCCCACCAAGGUGCCCUCGGACACGUUCACGACCAACUACGCUGGCAACUACUUGCAGCCCCAGCAAAUCGAGCGCGUUAAUCCUCUUCGACCUGUUGAGAAUGGUAUCCACUACGAUUUGACUAACAAGAGCUCAAUGACGACGACUCACGAUCGUACGUACAACAACCCUCUUAUCAAACCUGAGCGGGUGGUUACUCGCAGCGAGCCCGUUGGUGGCCCCAACCAGCUGUCCACCAUGAUGAGCGACUUCAAGGUAAAAUCCCUUGACCAGCAGGCGAAGCCCUUCCUGCCCCCAGUCGGCCUCCGCAGAACAUUCGGUGAUGAUGACAUCGGAUACUCCACCGGUUAUCAGCAAAACUUCUCCGCCCCCGAUAAGGCGACGCACGUUCCAGUCCAGAACUGCAAGCCCGAUCAUGUUCUCAUGUCGACUUGCCCCUGGUCGAAGCUGACCGAUGAGAAAAUGGAGGGCAAAUCUACUGCUCACUCCCACUUCUCCGGAGCUGUCACUGCUCCCGCUAAAUCAUGCAAGCCCACCUACAAAGGUGUCAGCGACAACGGAUGGUUCAGCCACAAGACCCACAACACUCAGUAA